CCCGUGACGUCACCGGCUGGGUGAGCUCUGGACCUUUAAAUCCCAGCUCGCGCCUGCAUUCUGACACAACGAGUACGAAUUUGUCAAGUCUUGUGAAGUCAGUGCACAGAAUGGAUACGAUCCAGGAUGAAAACGCAAUUCUCAAGGAAGGGUUUCUAGUGAAAAGGGGCCACAUUGUGCACAACUGGAAGACGCGCUGGUUCGUUCUCUUCCCGGACAGGCUUCUGUACUACAGAUACGAAGGAGGGAAGCGGGAGUCCUGUCCCAGGGGCAAGGUCUUCCUCGCGGACUGCAAAGUUACCUGUCCCUGCCUGGAAUACGAGAACAGACCGAUGGUGAUUAAAUUAAAGACACAGAAAUCGACGGAGUAUUUCCUUGAAGCGUGUUCUCGGGAGCAGCGUGACACAUGGGCGUCCAGCAUCACAGCGGCUAUCCACACGCUGCGCCCCGCGCAGGCUCCGAAACCAGAUCCGGAGCACUCGCCCAUAGAGCUGCACAACGUCAGCUUGAGCCAGGUGGCGGAUUCAAUGCAUGACAUUCACAGUGGGAUCAAACUAAUGAACCACAUAGAACAAGGCAGCUCUUUCAAGAAGUGUUUCACAGGCUCUGCUCUGGUCGACUGGUUGGUCUCGCUCAAUUUCGUGGUGACUCGUUUUGAAGCGGUGACGCUGUCCUCCGCGCUGAUGGAUGAGAACUUUGUGAAACCCAUAGGGAUUAAGAGUAUCGAGGCGAUCAGGAGCGGGGAGCUGUCCGAUCAGUUUCUCGACGACUCUACGGCGCUAUACACCUUCACGGAGCGCUACAAGAGGAAAGCCAGCGUGAAGCAUGAAGUCAGUCUCUCGGCAGUGGAGCUCAGCGGAAGAGUUGUGAUUCAGGGAUAUUUACUGAAGCAGGGACACAACAGAAAAAGCUGGAAGGUUCGGCUGUUCAUUCUGAGGGCGGAGCCUGGUUACCUGCAUUACUAUGAUCCCUCCCGCGACGACCAUCGGCCAGUCGGAGGAUUUCCACUGCGGGGCUGUCUCGUCUCGGCACUCGAAGACAACGGAGUUCACUCGGGAGUGAAGGGGAAGCUGCAGGGCAAUCUGUUCAAAAUAAUAACUCAGAACGACAUCCACUACUACAUCCAGGCCACCUCCAAGGAAGAGAGGCUGGAAUGGAUCAGCGCCCUGAAGCAGCUGACGUGUUAGCAGGACGAGAAGAUUUCAGGGCUGGGACAGUGACGUGAUGUGUGUGUAAGGAGCAGUGUUGUGUGAUGGUGAAAACCGUCUCUGCAGUACAGCGGGUAAAAAGCAACUUGUUACGGAUGUGAAAUAUCCCAGUAAUCGUAACUAACGUCUACUUCUAGAUUCACUUUGUAUCGUUUUCUGUUUCUGUUCUUUCCUUGGCUGAAUGUCUUGCCGGUGCUGUCUGAUGUAUUUCUUAAAUCCAUUACAGGAUAGAUGUUGAAGGGGGGCAGGUUCAUGGUUUCACUCUGGUGUACCAAAGGCACUUGGAGAUUAGACAUGCAUUCAUAUAGGAGUGAUGUGUUAAUUAAGCCCAGUUGUUAGCCUAGCUUUCUUUAAGGAAUACAGCCCAGUAUCUCCAAUAACUGCUUCUGGAAUCAGAAUUACUUCUUGGUACUUGCCCUGAUUAUUUUGCUAUGCAUUCUGUGAGUGUACAAUUAAUGAAUAAUGCUCAUACUAAAUGAGCAGCUGUAGAAAGGUUUUUAAUUAACAUAUUUAUACAUAUACAGACUAUACUCAUUUUUAUAGUACAUGUUUUUAUUGUAUCUUUGUACACUGCCCUGUGAACCAGUGCUUGUAGUUCAUAUUGUAUCCAUCGUCAAACGCUUUUAAUGUCAUUUCAAUGGGGCCCAGCAGAAAUAGUGACAAUGAGAGCUGACUUCAUAAGUUCAUAAACCUGCUAAAACAUAUUUACUGUGUGAAACUCCACAUACAGUACUGUUGUGAUCACAAUACUGUAUUUAUUUAUGUAUUCAUUAUUCAGUGUUCUACCAUUAUGAACGUUGUAACACCACGGAAGCCAGAACAUUUCAAUAAACACCUUUAACCUGCAAGCUCUCCAAUCGUGUGCUCGCAUUUCAAUAAACACCUUUAACCUGUAACUACAUGCAAGCUCUCCAAUCGUGUGCUCGCAUUUCAAUAAACACCUUUAACCUGCAACUACAUGCGAGCUCUCCAAUCGUGUGCUCGCAUUUCAAUAAACACCUUUAACCUGUAACUACAUGCGAGCUCUCCAAUCGUGUGCUCGCAUUUCAAUAAACACCUUUAACCUGCAACUACAUGCGAGCUCUCCAAUCGUGUGCUCGCAUUUCAAUAAACACCUUUAACCUGCAACUACAUGCGAGCUCUCCAAUCGUGUGCUCGCAUUUCAAUAAACACCUUUAACCUGCAACUACAUGCGAGCUCUCCAAUCGUGUGCUCGCAUUUCAAUAAACACCUUUAACCUGUAACUACAUGCGAGCUCUCCAAUCGUGUGCUCGCAUUUCAAUAAACACCUUUAACCUGCAACUACAUGCGAGCUCUCCAAUCGUGUGCUCGCAUUUCAAUAAACACCUUUAACCUGCAACUACAUGCGAGCUCUCCAAUCGUGUGCUCGCAUUUCAAUAAACACCUUUAACCUGCAACUACAUGCGAGCUCUCCAAUCGUGUGCUCGCAUUUCAAUAAACACCUUUAACCUGUAACUACAUGCGAGCUCUCCAAUCGUGUGCUCGCAUUUCAAUAAACACCUUUAACCUGCAACUACAUGCGAGCUCUCCAAUCGUGUGCUCGCAUUUCAAUAAACACCUUUAACCUGUAACUACAUGCGAGCUCUCCAAUCGUGUGCUCGCAUUUCAAUAAACACCUUUAACCUGCAACUACAUGCGAGCUCUCCAAUCGUGUGCUCGCAUUUCAAUAAACACCUUUAACCUGCAACUACAUCCGAGCUCUCCAAUCGUGUGCUCGCAUUUCAAUAAAUACCUUUAACCUGUAACUACAUGCGAGCUCUCCAAUCGUGUGCUCGCAUUUCAAUAAACACCUUUAACCUGUAACUACAUGCAAGCUCUCCAAUCGUGUGCUCGCAUUUCAAUAAACACCUUUAACCUGUAACUACAUGCGAGCUCUCCAAUCGUGUGCUCGCAUUUCAAUAAACACCUUUAACCUGUAACUACAUGCAAGCUCUCCAAUCGUGUGCUCGCAUUUCAAUAAACACCUUUAACCUGUAACUACAUGCAAGCUCUCCAAUCGUUUCUCCACAUCAUAAGAGGCGUGGAAAUCAUCUGCAUCGCUGAUAGAUACUGAUAUUAUCAGGAGUGUGAUAAUCAAGUCGUAUGGAGCUGGUGCCUAUUGACUCCUACUAUUAUAUUAUCAUUCUUCUGUCAAUAUGUAGAUGAUAAGCAGAAAAGGACAAUCAUUAACUGGAUUCAUUUUAAACAGAUUUGACUGUAUAUGUGGUCAUUGUAUAUUUUUUUUGUAAUAGAUUUGUAAUUGUUUUGUAUUACAUGAUAUGCACCUUUACACAAAAAUAAAAUGUAAUAAUAUCACCUGUAA
Molecule: messenger RNA, 3531 nt
Organism: Acipenser ruthenus (sterlet)
Lineage: Eukaryota; Metazoa; Chordata; Actinopteri; Acipenseriformes; Acipenseridae
Product: pleckstrin-2-like
Exons: 9
Coding region: 111-1187 (358 amino acids)
Biological process (GO): actin cytoskeleton organization; intracellular signal transduction
Cellular component (GO): plasma membrane
Source: RefSeq, a predicted model, not a curated record